Molecule: messenger RNA, 1110 nt
Organism: Penicillium verhagenii
Lineage: Eukaryota; Fungi; Ascomycota; Eurotiomycetes; Eurotiales; Aspergillaceae
Product: putative integral membrane protein
Exons: 4
Coding region: 1-1110 (369 amino acids)
Source: RefSeq, a predicted model, not a curated record
AUGGAAGCGGACGAUGAUAGCCGUAGUCAGGCUAUCCUGAUCGUUACUGCAGUUUUUCUCGCCAUCUCGCUCAUUUCUGUCGGCCUCAGAAUCUUUGUUCGAACUCGCGUGGUAAAGGCAUUUGGCAAGGAUGAUGUCUUUAUGGUAUUGGCCAUGAUUCUUAAUCUGGCCUUUGCCAUUUGUGGUUUCCUUGGAGUUAAAUACGGAAUGGGACGGAAAUUGGUUCAUUUUGUUGGGAGAGAGGAUGAUUUCCACAAGGCCUUGUUGUGUUGGUGGCUGGGCCAAAUCUUUUAUGUCGUUACCUGUGUCGUCGCCAAGAUAUCCAUUAUCAUCACUCUUUUGCGCAUCACCGUGGAUCGCGUCCAUGCCUAUAUCCUUUACGCUGCUAUCACUCUCGCCACUGCUGUUGGCAUGAUCUUUCUUUUCUUCACCAUCUUCCAAUGUCAUCCCGUCGACUUUUUCUGGAACCGACUCACCGAAUCCGGCACCUGCAUCAGUACCAACCUGCUCAUCGAUAUCGCAUACUUGUAUAGUGUCGGUGCAGCCGUCACGGACCUUACCAUCGGUCUCCUCCCCGUCGCAUUAAUCUGGAACCUUCGCAUGAACAACCGCACCAAGGCGGCCAUUGUCGGAAUCCUAGGAAUUGGCUGCAUCGCGAGCGCCGCCGUGAUCAUUCGCAUCCCCUUUGUUAAAAAUUACAAAAGCACUGAAUUCUUGUAUAAUACUUACCAAAUCUCCAUCUGGUCAAACGUUGAAGCCGGCCUAGGAAUCACAGCCGGGUGUCUUACCACCCUCCGCCCCCUUGUCAGAUUUCUCCGCGAUGGAUCCUCUGCCUCCCGCAGCCGCAACAACCGUACCCCCGGCCCCGGAUCUUUUCCCUUAUCCAGCAAUGUGGCGCAGGGCUUCCACCGUUCCACUCGAUCAAAGCCCGAUGGCGAAGAAGGGCAGUUAUGGACAGGCACAGACAAUGAUGAUUAUCAUGGUGUUACGACUACGAUCAUGGGUAGCCAGCGUCCCGGACCGACGAGCAGUAGUGAAGAGGAUCUCAAUCCGAUGAGUACUGGGUGGAAGGUUGAACGGUCCGUUCGGGUGUCCGUGCGCGAUGAAUGA